This is a messenger RNA of Poecilia reticulata (guppy), 1467 nucleotides long. The record is from RefSeq and is a predicted model, not a curated record. Lineage: Eukaryota; Metazoa; Chordata; Actinopteri; Cyprinodontiformes; Poeciliidae.
UCCAGUAUUCUGAUUCGGAUGAAGAAUGAAUAGCUUAAAAUCGAACAUGUAAAGCGAAAUGGCCGAAAUGACGCCUUUAAUGGUUCUGAUUCUAGUGGGAAUACGAGGGUCUAUGGCAGCGUUCCACUUUCUGAAGUAUUUCUACACAGCAUCUUCAGGAAUACCAAACUUCCCAUCAUAUGUGUCUGUUGGAUUUGUGGAUGAAGUUCAGAUAAGUUACUGUGACAGCAACAUCAACAAAAACAUCCCUAAACAGGAAUGGAUGAAUAAAGUGAGUUCAGAACAUUUGAACUACUGGAAGGAAGAAACACAGACAUGUCGGGAUAAACAGCAAACCUUCAAAACAAGCCUUGAGAUUGCAAAACAACGCUUCAACCAGACUGGAGAAGCGCACAUAUAUCAGCAAAUGUACAGCUGUGAUUGGGAUGAUGAGACUGGAGAAGCCAGAGGUUAUGAUCAGUUUGGUUAUGAUGGAGAAGAUUUAAUCACACUGGACCCAAAUACACAACAAUGGAUCGCUCCAAAACCACAAGCUGUCAUCACCACAAACAGAUGGAACAAUGAUAGAGCUAUUAAAGACCUUGAGAAGUUUUACUUAACUGAAACAUGCGUAGAGUGGCUGAAGAAAUAUGUGAACUAUGGGCAGAGCUCACUGAUGAGAACAGUGCGUCCCUCGGUGUCUCUCCACCAGAAGUCUUCCUCCUCUCCAGUCAGAUGCUUCGCUACAGGUUUCUACCCCAACAGAGCUGAAAUGUUCUGGAGGAAAGACGGAGAGGAGAUUCAUGAGGGUGUGGAGAAAGGAGAGAUCGUCCCUAACAAUGAUGGAACCUACCAGAUGAGUGUUCACAUCGAUCUGUCAUCUGUUCCAACUGAAGACUGGAGUAAAUAUGAAUGUGUGUUUCAGCUCUCUGGAGUCAAUGAAGACAUGACCCAUAGACUGGAGAAAACAAGAAUCUUGACCAAUGAAUCAAAUACCAACAUUUUGAUCAUCCCUGUUGUUGUUGUUGUGGCUGUUCUUGGUCUCUUUGCUGUGAUUGGUUUCAUUGCUGUGAUUGGGUUCAUUCUUUACAAGAAGAAAAAUGCCAAGCGUCCACCUCCUCCUGUGGAGUACCAUCGAUCACCAGAGGAGACCAUAUUUCUUUCACAAGCAUGAAAAAAAAAAAAAAGGUCAACACCAAGAAAUUCAUCAAUAAAGUUUCCACUGACACAAGAAACUGCACCACUUUCUCUGUGUUGCUGAAAUGUUAGUGAUGUCAACUUUAAACAGAUGUCUUAUGAAUCCAGUGUUAAACUGUGGAAGAUUAACACUAAAUGGUUUAAAUGCCUGUGAUGGACUGAUGACCUUUCCAGGGUGACUCCGCCUGUUGACGGCUGGAGAUGGGCACCAGCGACCUCACAAGGGAUAAGGGUGUUGAAUAAUGGAUGGAUGGUUCAAAUGCUGUUGAGUUAAACAGUAGUGACUUUGAC